CGCCAAGACGAUAGAGUGAAGACUGUGGAACAGCAUGAUAUUUCUUAUUGGACAACACCAGUUGGCCUCUCUAGGCCUUCAGCUGCUCAGCUGAAUAGCUCUCAUGAUCUUCGAUCAUCGGGCUUUGUUGAAAGCCCUCCUCGCUUAUCACUCACAGCGUUCCAUAAAGCAGUACCUAUUGAUAUUUCUUUUGCUGUUUGCUGAGGGCAUAAAUAUGGAGCGCGCACCUCAACAAUUUGCACUUCAUUCAGCAUAGCAUUCAAUCUUCCCUCAGUUGCAGAAUCGAAUAGGUCCACGUUGGAUACAACCAAGCUUCUCAAAGUUUCAGCACGAGACCAACCAUCAUGAAGGUCACCGCGACCAUCGCUGCCGUUGCCCUGGCAUUCGCAGCUUCCACGAGGGCUGCCACGUGCACCCCGGGCUUGGACUACUGUUCAAAUGUAUUGUUGGAUGUCGAUCCCAGCAACCGUAAUGCUAUCUCGCAGACCUUACAAAGCAGCGGAGGUGGCGCCUAUGCCAACGACCAAUCUUCAUGGAAGAGCCUUAUAUUCCAUUGCAACAAUGAUCAUUCCCUCACUUGGCGGAAAUGUGAUGAAUAUGAAGAGUGUGCCAAUCAAGGCUCUGGCAAGAAUGAUAUCUGUGUAUUUGACGCCAUCUUUUGAAGCUCUUAGAGAUGUGGAUGGAAGGCAUGCCAGGGGCAUACCAUUUGGCCCAGGACUGGUGAACUAUGGGCAUACAAGGAAGACUGGUGGAUUAUGCCUCGAUUAAGCAAACAUAUAAGGCGAGCAACUGAUAGUCUCUUCGUUGUUACAUAACCUACAACAAACCUCGGGUGAAGGUCCAUAUUUGCUAUGA
Aspergillus piperis CBS 112811 is the source of this 855-nucleotide messenger RNA. RefSeq lists its product as uncharacterized. The record is from RefSeq and is a predicted model, not a curated record. Bases 345 to 662 code for a protein of 105 amino acids. The transcript has 2 exons. Lineage: Eukaryota; Fungi; Ascomycota; Eurotiomycetes; Eurotiales; Aspergillaceae.